AUCCCGGCCCGCGGCCCCAGCCCGCCCGGGACGCUGGCCAGGCGCCCGGCCCCGUCCGGGCCAUGAAGUGCCACUACGAGGCGCUGGGGGUGCGACGCGACGCCAGCGAGGAGGAGCUCAAGAAGGCCUAUCGCAAGCUCGCGCUGAAAUGGCACCCGGUUAAAAAUCUGGAUAAUGCUGCGGUAGCAGCUGAACAGUUUAUAAUCCAAAGCAGCCUAGAUGUGUUGAGCGACCCUCAAGAAAGAGCAUGGUAUGAUAAUCACAGAGAGGCUCUGCUAAAAGGUGGCUGGACGGGGGAAUACCAGGACGACAGUUUAGACUUGCUGCAUUUCUUCACAGUAACCUGCUACUCUGGUAAUGGCGAUGAUGAAAAGGGCUUUUAUACUGUCUAUCGCAACGUAUUUGAAAUGAUCGCAAAGGAGGAGCUGGAAUCUGCAUUGGAAGAGGACAUGGAGGAUUUCCCACCUUUCGGAGAUUCGCAGAGUGACUAUGAUACGGUCGUUCAUCCUUUCUACGCUUACUGGCAGAGCUUCUGCACUCAAAAGAACUUUGCUUGGAAAGAAGAAUAUGAUACACGGCAAGCCUCAAAUCGCUGGGAGAAGAGAGCCAUGGAGAAAGAAAACAAAAAAAUUCGAGACCGGGCCCGGAAAGAGAAGAAUGAGCUUGUCCGUCAGCUGGUGGCCUUCAUCCGAAAAAGGGAUAAGAGAGUGCAGGCCCACCGCAGGCUCGUGGAGGAGCAGAAUGCUGAGAAGGCCAGGAAAGCCGAGGAGAUGCGGCGGCAGCAGAAGCUAAAACAGGCCAAACUUGCAGAGCAGUACAAAGAACAAAGCUGGAUGACGGUGGCUGAUUUGGAGAAGGAGCUCAGAGAGAUGGAGGCACGCUAUGAAAAGGAAUUUGGAGACGGAUCGGAGGAAGAGACUGCUGAGGAACAUGAGCUCAGAGAUGGACAGGAUGGUCAAGACAGUGAUGAUACUGAGGAUGCUGAGAUAUAUGAUGACCUUUACUGCCCUGCGUGUGACAAGUCUUUCAAGACAGAAAAGGCAAUGAAGAAUCAUGAAAAAUCUAAGAAGCAUCGGGAAAUGGUUGCCUUGUUAAAACAACAGUUGGAGGAGGAGGAAGAAAAAUUUUCAGGACAUCUCACAGAUGAAAACCCAUUGAAUGUCAGUUCUGAGGAAGAAAUUGAAGAUGCACCAAAGCAAAAGCUUUCUAAGAAGCAGAAAAAAAAGAAACAGAAACCUCUAGCACAGGAUGUUGGUGAUAGUCUAAAUGAAAAUGGACCUGAAGAACUAAAGAUUGAUCCAGAAGAUGCCAAUUUAAUUCAAGAUAAUGCCAAAGAAUUGGAAGAUCAUCCCAAAGAAAACAUAAGUGCUAAGGAGAUAGUAGAACUCUGUGAUGACCCCAAAAGUGAAGCUAAAAGUAUUCCUAAAUCCAAAGGAAAGAAAGCCAAAGAAGUGAAAAAGUCUGUUAAACCUACUGAACCGCAAACAAUGAGUGAUGUUCUCAUCAGCUGUACCACCUGCCAUAGUGAAUUUCCAUCCCGGAAUAAACUUUUUGACCAUCUUAAGGCUACAGGUCAUGCCAGAGCACCGUCAUCGUCAUCUUUAACCAAUGUAGCAAGUACUCGGAGCAAGAAAGAGAAACGUAAAAACAGAUAGAAAUUCUGCCAACGCUUGUUAUUUGAUUGUGUCUAGAUUCUAAAACCAAAUAUUGAACUGAAAUCCAAAAGUGUUAAAAAUUUCCGUGAUCUGCAAUUUAAUGCAUUGUGGAAGAUUAUUUUUUAUCUUGUAAAAAAACAUUCUUUUGUUUAAUAUAUAUAUUUUUAAACAUUUCAUUAGUGAUUAAAUUCUACUUUUGCCAUCCUAACUAACUUGAUUGUCUCAAAACAGGGAUAUUGUAAAGUAUGACUUUUUGUUUCUGUUGGCUUAUGUGAACAGAAAUGUACAGGGAAAAUUAAAUUAUUUUAACACAUA
Molecule: messenger RNA, 1970 nt
Organism: Suncus etruscus (white-toothed pygmy shrew)
Lineage: Eukaryota; Metazoa; Chordata; Mammalia; Eulipotyphla; Soricidae
Gene: DNAJC21
Product: DnaJ heat shock protein family (Hsp40) member C21
Cellular component (GO): cytoplasm
Molecular function (GO): nucleic acid binding; zinc ion binding
Source: RefSeq, a predicted model, not a curated record